CAUGGACGUCCCUUUCACCGCCACUUACCAACCGUCUGUCAGUUCUCCCGAGCCGUUAUGUUUGCAGACAAGCCGGAACGGUAUGCUGAACAGAAUUUCACUGCCGUAUAUGGCUGGCGUGAACGGGCAUUUCUUGCCGACAAUGCUAAGGCCGAUACGAAUGGCAAACGUGGCGACCGAAUACAGAGAGAAUCCGUCACGCUGGUGUUAAAAGCCCGACGCAUGAGAAACAUCCUGGCGUACGACGAGGAGGACGAAUCAACGAUUCAGGCUUCCGAGGAAGUUGACACAUGGGAGAGGGAGGAAUUGCAAAUGUUUUUUCUCAUACGAUCAUGGCGGACAAUCCGUUUCCGAACAGGCCGGAGCGCUGACAAUCUGUUCAGAUCGCCUUGGCAACCACUGGACUGCUUCCUUGACUCCCAGCUCCGAUGGAGGGGAGCUGAUACAACCGGCACUGUUUGCCGACUGGCACCGUGCGAAUCAAUAAUCCUCCGAUGCCAGCCGAUUGUCCUUUACGCAGAUCGACCACGUGAGCGAAUAACACAGAUAUUGGCAAGCAUCACUGUAUAUGAUGUACAAAGAACCAGAAUAUAUUUAGCGGCUGACAUAGUUGUGUGGCAAAGGGUUGCUGAGAACCGUGAGUAGAGGGAGUGAUGCGAGUGAAAUCACAGCGUGAAGCAAGCUUCACUCCAGCAAUGAUUCCGGCCAUCCCAGCGCGUCGGAGACGUUGUUCGCAGAGUCGCUUUGGCAAUGCAGUCGCGUAAAGGUGUGGGGAAGUCUGCCAAGGCCUGUCAGUCUGAUUCGAAAGGCACCACAUGUGCAACUUCAUUAUCCGUGUACUAGAACCUGGCUGGUGUCAACGGAUUUUUUGCAGGAAACGCAGCUGUGCUGUUGGAUAAGAUUGGUAGAGUGGUCAACCUGCUACUUCGAGCAGAUAUAUUAUUUCUCUUCCUCGCCCCCGGCAUGACGGUGGGAGGGCACGCACUGGCAGAAAGAUCAGAAAGAAUCGAAGCUUUAUGGCAAGUAUUGGACAGAGGCUUCACCGAAUACAACCCGCUGAUAUGCCACACGUUCAACAGGUUAACAUGGGGGGCACAGGAGAAGUGGUUCGACGCGGCGCGCUUGCAGAAUAUCCUCAGAUCAGCACGCCAUAUAACAAGAGACUGGCGCGCUGGGCUGGGCCUGUUCUGUGGAGGAGUGGCAUUUCGGUUAGGCUUGUGGGCUAGCUUGACCUGGCGCCCCUUGAUCCUCGCCUUGGUGGGGAUCAAGAUGGCAAAGUGGAUCCUCUCAUUUUAUCAACUUCUUUCUGCCGACAACGGUCUCCGAAGGAUGCGUAGCGCACAAAACAAGGUCAGGAACCGAUCAUUUUCUGCCAACUCCGAACGGAGGGAUCGAGUGCUGCCUAGGAAGUUGGUGGACGCGGUGGCCGUGGGAAGAGUACACCCGGAGUCGCGUGUGGUAAACGAAGAACCCAGGAGAAUACAUCGUGCCCAAGAGAAUGUUGCCACUCUGCAUGGUGAGCGACUACAGGGUUGUCGAAUCCCUAUAACCUUAUACUGCGUGGGGCUGGAGGCAGCAUUCCAAAACAAGGUUUUGGCAGAGUCGAGUCAUUCUAAGUCUCUAUUUGAAGAAGACCAGAAAAAACGUUCCAUGAGGCCUCACGGCGAGCGCACCCAAUCGAGUGAUCCCCCUCCAGUUUCUUAUCUCUUGGUAGGAGCGGAGCACAACACACCGAAAGACGACGUCGACGAUUGGGCCGUGCAAGGCACUGUCUACGUAGGUAGGCAUCCCGGCGCAGGCCCUUUGGCUCCGCUUGAGGAAGAUGAAAGUCGGGCCGUUUUGCCUCAUCACGCAUCAGGAAAAGGCAGUGGACGAGGAAAACCACUUGGUGAUGAACGGCCGGCAUGGGAAGACGAGGACAACAGUGUCGGUGAAAAAACGGAUAGGGGACAGACCGGUCGAGAUCGCAGGCAGGAAACAUGGCAUGCACUGCUACCCCGUCGUGCCCUGCGAGUCGUCAAAAACGAGACAGGCGGCGCCAGCUGUGUAGACGAUUCGGCCUUUACGGUCACCAUUGUGGAAAGCGUGUCUGACGAUGGCAUGGGUGUCAACAUGGAUUUGUCUUCACCGUCACUGGAGUUUGCCCACUCCAGCGAAGGACAGUCGAUCAGUCUGCAAGGGCGAGCACAGAAUGAGGACUUGGCAACGUCCGUUCGCGUUCCCAUCAGGACAAAUGCUGCGAGAUCACUCGUGACCAAGGCGUCUCCUUUGACAGGAUUCGGAGCCGAUAUGAAGGAACAAUCGGUUGCUGAGCAAAGAGCUGCCGUUGGAGACCUUGUCGUACUGUUGUGUCUACGUAAAAAAGAUGAGAUUAUUGCUGUGACCGCCGAUCACGCAACCAUGCUGUCAGCAGAGAAGGAAAGGAUCUGGAACGAGAAUGUGGUGGUGCAGAAGGCGUGGGGAUCGCCGUAUGAUUCAUCGGAUACCGGCUUUCUGCUUCAUACUUUGAUCACGGUAUCGCCUUCUGGUGAAGCGAGCAACUGCAUGAAAGCCAAUGCUGUUCGACGAGAAACAACAGAUUGCGAACCUCUGCACGAGCCCACACUGUACUUUAUGAAUCUAAAAAGCAUUCAGGUGAAGCAUGCCGUUCCUUUCGGCCUCGCGCUAGCAGCUCUUCUAAAAGGGAGCAAAUGCACGAUUUCGCAGGAAGAUGAGAAGUCCGCCGCGAAGCCAAAGCCCAAGCGUAUCGUACUGACAUGCAUGCAGGUCCAAGGUACCUCCCCUGUGAGACGCAGCAGACUAGAGAAGCUUCCCGAGAACCUCGGUCGGGCGCUCAGGGGAGUGGCUGCCGGGGCUCUCGUUGCUCUGCUUGUGGGCAUAGGAAUGGCUGCUACUGGUUACUCCAUCGCCCGAACACCACUGUUACCACCUCUGCCUCCCGGGAGACCAAUUGAGCUGCGCAAGAGUCGUGGGGCAGUCAGACAUGGUUUGGGUUCCCUCUCACGAAUGUAUGCCAGUUGGCGGGAAACGACUAGACAGUGGUACCAGAUAUAUCAGGGAUGGACAAAUCUCCGCCAGGCAAUUUUUACAGCUGUGCAGCCAGCGACUCAGCGAGUGGGCGGAGGAUACGCUUUGGGGGCUUUCGGAGGGAAGAUCGUGGCAUAUUCAGCAGUUGUAGCUUUUGUCACACUUUUGGGCAUGAUUGGUAAUGCAGCGUUGAUCUCGUGGGCACGGCGCUUUGAUUCCUGGCAGACUCUGCAGAUGAGGAAAAAAGUACUAAUGGCGCGACAGAAACUGCGAAGUCCGACAUUGUUAGCUCGAAAAGCGGAAGCGGAGGAUGCCGCGCUAAUCAUUGUCUAUUGCCUGGGGCUGGAAACAGAAUUGCGGAAGCGUCUAUCGAUUCCUGUUAAGAAGACGUAACGCCAAACCUAGCAGCGAAGGUCAUGUUAUGCAACCAGUGCUAAUAUACCACCGUUCAUAAGAGUCGAAACUUCCGUGGUUCUCACCAAGCGUGCUGCAGAUCCCGCUUUGGCUUAUCACUAUUCGUAAAGGUCCUGAGCACCUCACUGGUUGUUAACAGCAGGGUGGGUUACUUUGUGAAAUGCAACCACGAACAACGACUAUGUGCGCCGUGUGGUUCGCAACUUGUCGCAGCUGGCUCUUUGUUAUUUUGGAUGGCAGUCGAAGCUGUUUCACGCUUUGGGGUGGUCGACAGAAAGAGCCCCAGAUGAGCUUGUGUCGGUACCCAGGCACACCUGACUUUCCUCUUAAGUGGAGCCUCAUGCCCGGUUCAGGCGGCUGCCGCCUGUCACCAAUCUGAAUGUUGCAGUCAACACGCGUGCUGCAUCAUCUGAACCCC
This is a messenger RNA of Toxoplasma gondii ME49, 3859 nucleotides long. RefSeq lists its product as hypothetical. The record is from RefSeq and is a predicted model, not a curated record. Bases 964 to 3420 code for a protein of 818 amino acids. NCBI's taxonomy places the organism in Eukaryota, Apicomplexa, Conoidasida, Eucoccidiorida, Sarcocystidae. The transcript has 4 exons.